CGUUAAAAGACUAAACAAAUGUGUAUGAAGGCAUUUAAAAUUCAAUUUUGUUUUGUUUUUCUUUAUAAUGAGACCGCAGAUCGGUCUAAAUGGGACAAAUUUUAAGAAGAAAGUGUUUCGUUAAUAAAUAAUGCCACUAAUUGGUUAAGUUUGUUUGGGAUCAAUUUAAAAGUGUGGGAAUUUCUAAUAUGAGUCAUACAAGUGAACAAAAUCCUCUAUCACAGCCUCUUAGGGUAGAAACUGAUGAUAACAGUGUCCACACCGAUAGCAACAACUAUUUCGAGGAAAAGGACAGUUUCAGCCAAAACAACGAUCAUGAUGAUUCAGACUCAUUGGGGCCUCUGCCCACCAAGUGGGAAAAGGCAUACACCGAAAGUGGGGAAGUCUAUUUCAUCGAUCAUUCGACUGGGACUUCGCAUUGGCUGGACCCACGGCUAUCAAAAUUCCAAAAAAAAUCCCUAGAAGACUGCCUGGACGACGAGCUUCCGUACGGCUGGGAAAAAAUCAGCGACCCGCAUUACGGCACGUAUUUCAUUGAUCACGUGAACCGUAGAACGCAAUACGAAAAUCCGGUGAUCCAGGCGAAGCGAGCGGCCUCUCAGCCUUCGACGAGAGCGAGUCGCACCUCGUUUACCAAAGAUCCGUCCGAGUUGUGCGGCCAGCGAUUUCGCACCUCGCUGGUGAAGUCAUCGAGAGGGCUCGGGUUCACGAUCGUGGGCGGCGACGACGGCGUCGACGAGUUCCUGCAAAUCAAGUCGGUCGUGCCGAAAGGGCCGGCCUGGCUCGACGGGCAGCUGCAAAUGGGCGACGUGAUCGUCUACGUGAACGACACCUGCGUGCUGGGCUACACGCACAACCAAAUCGUCAGGUUGUUUCAGUACAUAAGCGUCGGCUCGACGGUUUCCUUGGAGGUUUGCCGAGGUUACCCGUUGCCGUUCGAUCCGAACGACCCGAACACCGAAGUGGUGACCACCAUAGCGGUGGACGGGCAUUUGCAGCCGAUAGCGAACGAUAAGAGGCUCUUGGAUACGAACUACAACUUUUUGGACGGCGACGAUAUUUCGCGCGGCGACGAAGACACCGCCGACGAUAUCGAUGACCUGCUGAAGGGUAUCAGUAGCCUUACUUUGGGCAAAGUCGAAGUGCGCGUGCGUAUAGUCAAAGGUAACCUCGGCUUUGGCUUCACCAUAGCUGAUAGCGCGUGCGGACAACGCGUCAAGAAAAUACUCGACCGUCAAAGAUGCAAAAACUUGAUGGAAGGCGACAUAUUGCUGGAAAUUAACGAAGUACCUCUACAAAACAUGUCGCACGACGAUGUGGUGCAAGUGCUGAAAAAUUGCCCUUACAACAGCGAAGCCACAAUAUGCGUGCAGCGCGGCUGCGCCAACAAUAAAACGCCAAAUAUUAGAAAUAAGCCUAGAAAGUUAGAUAAUAGAUUCGGUGGCAAGGACAUAGGCAGCGCCUACAGAAGCAAGACACCGACAGCCGACAUAUACAGCACGCAGCCCAGAGAAGUGCUGCCCAGCAGGCCGAAAACGCCUCUGGUGGACACGCGAAGCCUCUCCAAGACGCCCGUAAAAGACCUCAACUCGAACGGCAAUCACGAAAUGUUCAGGCGCGAGUUCUCGAGCGAAAACUUCAACGCGGAACGCACCGGGCUGCGCCUCUCGCUCAUCGACAACCCCGACGAGGACGUCGACAUCGACAUACCGGAAACGGCGAUGCCGCCCCUAGCCAAGCCCUCCUACGAGUUCCCCCCGCCGGUCGACCCCAAGUACGGUCUGUACAUGCCCGUGCCGCACCGGUACGACUGCGCGUGCUUCGCUUGCGCCAAUCAGCGCGCAGGACCCGCCGACGCCGACAAAAACGGCUACGACUGGUGGUACUCGUCGAGAAAUGUCGAGUACGUUACGACAGCUGUCACUUUGAGCAGGCAGGAGACCGGCUUCGGAUUCAGGAUUGUCGGAGGGAUUGAAGACAAAUCGCAGGUAGCGGUCGGUCACAUUGUGACAGGCGGCGCCGCCGACGUGGACGGGCGCAUCCGUUCGGGCGACGAAAUCGUCAGCGUCGACGGGCUCUCGGUUCUAAAAGCCUCGCACCGCCAGGUCGUGCAACUAAUGAACGCGGCGGCGGCUCGCGGCCAAGUGAAUCUCAUACUGCGCAGAAAAGUCUAUCCCGGACCGCCAGUGAACGCGCAGGCCUAUCCCGUGCCGUGGCCGCACGACGCUUCCCCCUCCACCAACGCCGCUGCCAAUGCGCUUGCGCAGCCCUUGGCGGUCGCCACGCAGCACCACGCGGGCCCCACCUACGACGUCGCCGUGCAACGCACGGAAAACGAGGGCUUCGGAUUCGUCAUCAUCUCCUCAGUCAACAAGAUCGGAAGCACAAUAGGUCGUUUGAUCGAAGACAGUCCGGCUGAACGUUGCGGCAGGUUGCGCGUGGGAGACUACAUCGUUGCGGUCAACCACAUCGACAUUAUGCACCUGAGUCACGGGGACAUUGUGAACUUGAUCAAGGAGUCCGGCCUCUCCGUCACGCUCACGAUCGCGCCCAAUCAAGAUCUCUGAUUCGCUAUGCGCAGAACGACGGCCGACGGCUGCGCGGUAAGAAAUAAUUAUUAUCGCCGAAUCGAAAGGUCUGAGUAACACCUAGAUGUAGUUGGUGCAGUGUUUUUUGAAUUUAAAUAAUAAAGUUACUGGGUGUUCCUAAGACGUUUUGUCUGGUGUAAAUAUACACAAUAAAUGCCUACACAGGGUGUACUUGUUAAAUUUGGUAGCUAGGAUAUUUGACAUGGUAGUUAAAUAAUCAAAAUUUAGAUUUUUGUGAUAAAGAUGAAUUUAUUGUUGUGCAGUUAAAGGGCCUUAAUUUUAAAGAAUUUUAGAGUUGCAGCAUGUUAGAUAGGGCUUAGUAUGUGUAAUACAACAGUGUCUGCCAAAAAUUAAUAAGUGUCCCUUCUCCCUUACGAAAUAUUUACUCUUUAAAUGUUAAGUAAUAAUUUAUAUAUUAGAUAGAAUAUUUUUUGUUAUAUUAUAUUAUAUAUAGCAAAUAGAUUAUAUAGUGAACCUAUGUAAGCUCAAUGUUGUUUAACUGAUAGAUGUCAGUGAACGUUUUUAAAACCAAAUUUAAAUAUUAAAUAAAAAUAACGUAUGUUAAUGUGAUAGCAUAAAAUCUCACUGCCUAAUUAGUAAAUUUAAUAUGUUUUAUAGUGACGGACAUUUUAACAGAAUUCUCUGUAAAUCCAUUGUUUGACUGAUCAAUAUUUUAUUUAUGUAAUUAAUUAAUUCGAAU
Messenger RNA from Brassicogethes aeneus, 3288 nucleotides. Lineage: Eukaryota; Metazoa; Arthropoda; Insecta; Coleoptera; Nitidulidae. The record is from the annotation of a GenBank genome assembly.